ACUACAGUUUUAUAGAAGUAUAUUGCAUAUUUUAGAUGGACAUGAAAAUGCUAAUAUUUACAGAAAAUUAAUAUUUGAGAAAUGAGUUAUGAGUUUUCUGUUCAGUAUGUUUAACUUUUACAGAUGGCUUCUCAGAGUUCUUAAUUCUGAUACAACCUCCAAUUACGUACUUUUUUUUUCUUGAGGGUACAUAGAAUAUAAUCACCAACAUGGUCCAAAAAGUCCCAUGCUGGAUUAGAAUAAUCCUUUUUGCUUAAGAAGGUUCUUUACUGAGUGAAAUGACCCGGAUGUAGUGGAAGUGGCCGUUAUGAUCGGAAAUGCCAAGUGUCUGCAGAUUCAAAGUCAGAUUCCCUUAGAUGUACCAAACCCGGGUGUGCAAAACGCUGAAAACUGCCCCUGAUCAGCUUCCUCUGCUUCUUCUCCCUUUUCUUCUUCGAGGUGUAGUAAAGUACCUCUUUAGUACCCCUGAGACAAAACAUCAAAAACUACAAUAUGUACCUCUGAGAUGAAAUGGCAAUGCUCACAUAAACAACCCCCAAAAUAGUACUUGAGUAACGUUAAAUAUACUGGUAGUUCAGUACCGCGGUGCUCUUCGUUGUUCGCCCUCCGGUCCGCCAGAGUUCGCUGUUCGCUUCGCUUUCCUCCCAGCGAACUGUCGUCGACGCAGAACUCCGUGCGUGUGUUCGCGGUCCCGCUGGCUCUCUUUGUCCGCAGAAAAGGAGCAAAAUGUGCGCCGUGCGGCUGCUGCGCGUAUCGGUACGCGAGCGGCUCGGCGCCGCCGCCGAAGACGUUCUGCUGCGGGUGGAAAAGGGAGAAGAAGCGGCUGAAGUCGCGGCACUGAGAGCGCUGCUCACCGAGCGGCUAGCGGCAGCUGCGGAGGAGAUUGUCGGUCUGUUCGAGGAAACCGUGGCGGGAUACGAAGAGCGAGCUGAGCGCUCAGAACGGGAGAUCUGUCGCCAGAGGAGGCUGCUCGACGCCGUGCUGAAGCCCCAAGUCAAGCUGCACCGGGCAGACGGCAUUCCCCCAGAGCAGCACGAGUGGAGAUCCAGUCUGGACCAGGAGGACCCAGACCCCCCCCACAUUAAAGAGGAGCAGCUUCAAGGACUGGAGGAGGCUGACAUGAAGGUCUUCACUCCUGUGAAAAGUGACGAUGAUGAAGAGGAAACUCGGCCCUCACAGCUUCAUCAGAGACAAACUGAACAGAUGGAGACAGAAGAUGUCCAGCAGCAGAAGAGAAGCUCCAGUCUGGCCCGGGAGGACCCAGAGCCCCCCCUCAUUAAAGAGGAACAGGAAGAACUCUGUACUAGUCUGGACAGAGAGCCGCUUCAAGGGCUGGAGGAGGCUGAUAUCACCAAGUUCACCUUCACUCCUAUGAAGAGUGAAGAUGAUGAAGAGGAAGCUCAGUCCUCACAGCUUCACCGGAGACAAACUGAACAGAUGGAGACAGAAGGUGAUGGAGAGGACUGUGGAGGACCAGAACCAGACAGGAACCCAGGUUUAUAUAGACAUCCACAACUUGUUGAUAAGGAUGAAGACUCUUCUGAACCAGGGACUGAUAACAGUGAUGAUUGGAAGGAGACCAGAGAACCUGGGUCAGGGUUAAACUCUUUCAGUGGUUCCAUAUGUAGUUCUGUUGAAAAGCCAUUUAGCUGCUGUGAGUGUGAAAAAAGAUUUAGCCUCAAGACUUGUCUGAACAGACACAUGAGGUCUCACAAUGGAGAGAAACCGUUCAGCUGCUCAGUUUGUAAGAAAUCCUUUGGACGGAGAGAAACCUUACAGACACACAUAAGAAUCCACACAGGAGAGAAACCUUUCAGCUGCGCGCUCUGUGACAAGCGAUUUCUGCGUAAGGCUCAUCUGAAGAGACACAUGAUGACGCACACAGGUGAGAAACCUUACAGUUGCUCUGUGUGUGGGAAGAGUUUCACGCAGGCGGGAAGUCUAAGACAACACAUGAGCAUCCACACAGGAGACAAACUGUACAACUGCAGUGUUUGUAACAGAAGAUUCCCCUGGUACACCAGCUUCAAACACCAUCAGUACGUUUGUCAUCGGUCUUUCGCCUCAUCAAAAACUGACUGAACAAAGGGAAACGGAGCCCAUGCAGAGGACUGGAGGAGCAGAAGGAGACAGGAACGCGGUGUCGGAACAUGAUACUUUUGACGAGACUGGAGAGUCCUCGAGGAAUGAAACAAAUGUCCAACAUAUAAAGCAGCUAACCUCCCAGUGUUCGAUGGAGAUGGCGUCCAUCCGGUUACAUCCACACGACUGUUUUCUUUCUUCAACAUUCUGCUUCGUCUACUGCCGGCGUUUUCCUGCACCGUGAUCGGAUCCGUCUGGGAACGAUCACGGCGGCACCUCGUUUGUCCUGAUUUGCGAUCCGAAGCAAAGGUAACCUGUGACGAGACGGACUGUGGCGCAGCUGUUCUGGGACGUGUGUGGAGGAUCGACCCUCACUGUGGCGAUAUGCGAUAAAUUAACUUAUUGCACACUAUCUGAAGUCGAGUGCAAUCAUUUUCGGUGCUGUGAUAUUCCUUUUACAUAUAAAUGAACGUCACCAACAUUUAAGUCGAUCGCGCUGCCUCCUUUUCCUUGUGGAGCGCUCAGGCAGCGGUGAGGAGAAGCCGUGAACUCACCAUGUUAUAAAGUGGUUCUUUUUCGUAACAUCUACAACUGAACCCGGUACGAUGGCACAAUGUUCGGCUUCAGUUUGGAAACAUUUUGCCUUUAAGCCGAAUGAGGGAAGAGAGCCGAUAACGUGAACUUUGUUUAGAAACCGUGGCAACGGAGACACACGGAGCUCAAAUCUCACCUCAAACAACAACCAUCCGCCCGGUGUUUCAACCUGAACCCCCGUCGGUUCCUCCGGACUGCUCGUUGGCUCCGUGGGGACGUCGCCCUGCGUUCCUCCCGGGUCGCCCGUCUCUCCCCUCGGCCACGGAGCGCGUCGCCCUGCCGCCGGUCAAAGCCCCUCGAGACGUUAAACCUCCUCGACUGCAUCUUUCCCGCUGGACACAUUUUCUCGAACCCGACCGCAUCGCAUCAAGCCCGAUCCUUCGCACGCUCCGCGUCCCUUGCACUUCUUUUUAGUUUUAUUUCUUUUAUUCACUUAGACAUUAGGUUAUAUUUUUUCACAUUCAGAUUCUAACGUCUUCUUUGUUCUUUGAGCGUACUUGUAUUACUAUUGUCAUCAUGUUAUUAUUGGCAUAAAAUUGCAAUAAUAUUGCAUAUUGUAAAAAACUAGAAUUUCAUAUGGUAAAACAAUCUGAUUUGAAAAGCCUGUCAGUGACCUCAUCGAUGUACCAGUAUAAUGUCGUGGUCUAGUCCUCAGUGAGGAGGCGCUCUGCUUAAUGAGCCCCUCAUCCAGAGGACCUGUAGUUCUGAUGGGACUCGUUGGUGUUGGACUCCUACAGUGGAGACAUGUCUAUUUAAAUUACACAUGUAACAUUUUUAUUGUUAAAGAUAUGAACCAACAUCAAAUAUUAAAACAUAAUGAAUGACUCAUUUGUGAUCCUUUGCCAACAGAAUCCAGGGGGUGGAUUUACCGAUGCCCCCCGUCAUGGUGGAUUCAGUCUGAUUCCUGUAAACAAAUUCAUGCUUCGGUGGAGUUCAGGCCGCCACCCAAUAGCAACCACCGGUCCAGCAUUAGGUGAAGAACAGCAGAGCGGUUCGGGCAGGCUUAAGUAGAACCUGAGAGGUGCUCGCUCCUCACCGGGCUGCCUGUGCUCGGGGACCACACGGCGGGCCGUAGUCCACGUGGCUUCCCGUAGAUCGGACACCGGAGGACAGGCAGGAUCAGCUCUCAGACCGGAGGGAGAUCUAAA
Gasterosteus aculeatus aculeatus (three-spined stickleback) is the source of this 3824-nucleotide messenger RNA. RefSeq lists its product as uncharacterized. The record is from RefSeq and is a predicted model, not a curated record. Gene Ontology annotation, cellular component: nucleus. Lineage: Eukaryota; Metazoa; Chordata; Actinopteri; Perciformes; Gasterosteidae. Gene Ontology annotation, biological process: regulation of gene expression.